AUGUCUCAGCCGUUCGACGAGAAGACCAACGCUUUCCUGCAGUGGCUCAACCAUUGCGGGGCGGAAGUCAGUAACAAGAUCGAGUUGCAGGACCUGAGACAGUUCAAGGAGGGACGGGGCGUGGUUGCCACCGCGGAGAUCGAGGAGGGCGAGACGCUGUUCCGGAUCCCUCGCUCGUUAGUACUGACGGCGGAGAAUUCGAAGCUGGUUCAGGACCACAGAGCAGUAAUUGAAGACUUUAACGAUGAACCGUGGGCCAUGUUGAUCCUGGCGAUGACAUACGAGUACUUCCGCGGCCGUGACUCGCCGUGGUUCCCGUACCUCAGCAUUCUCCCAACCGAGUUCAACACCCUCAUGUACUGGUCCGACCACGAACUCGCGGAGCUGCGAGGCAGCACGGUACUUCAGCGCAUCGGCAAAAAGCAAGCUGACGAGGACUUCCUCGGGCGAAUGAUCCCACUCAUGCUACAACAUGCGGAGGUGUUCUUCAACGUCCAGCCUGGCGAACCCAUCCCCAUGAUGCCCGACCAUCUCCUUGCCCUCCUGCACCAGUUCGCUUCGACCAUCAUGGCGUACGCGUUCGAUCUAGCCUCACCGGAGACGGGCGAGGCCGACGAAGACGGGUACGUCAGCGACCCAGACGAGGCGGAUUGCCCCAAGGGGCUGGUGCCGAUGGCGGACAUGCUGAACGCAGACGCGGACCGUAACAACGCCAACCUCAUGAGCGAGCCGGACUUCCUCGAGAUGAAAGCGAUCAAACCGAUCGUCCGCGGGGAGCAGAUCUUCAACGACUACGGCCCGCUCCCGCGCUCCGAGCUGCUGCGUCGAUACGGCUAUAUCACCGAUAACUACGCGAUCCACGACGUGGUGGAAAUUCCCAGCGACGUCAUUAUCGCGGCGUUCCACACGUUGCGCCCCGGCACCGCGAUGCACCAGGAUGUCCUCGGCCUGGUAAGUUCUCGGCUCCACCCAAAGAAAACACCAAACUGA
This is a messenger RNA of Eremomyces bilateralis CBS 781.70, 990 nucleotides long. RefSeq names its product SET domain-containing protein. Gene Ontology annotation, molecular function: protein-lysine N-methyltransferase activity; protein binding. Gene Ontology annotation, cellular component: nucleus. NCBI's taxonomy places the organism in Eukaryota, Fungi, Ascomycota, Dothideomycetes, Eremomycetales, Eremomycetaceae. The record is from RefSeq and is a predicted model, not a curated record. The transcript has 2 exons. Gene Ontology annotation, biological process: peptidyl-lysine monomethylation. The coding region runs from base 1 to 990 and encodes 329 amino acids.